AAAGGUUGGAAUUUCCAUCAAACAGUUCCGGACCAAACAAAGGGAUUUCGGCCCAAAAAACACCAAAUAAAUUGAUUAAAAUCUAGAAUUAUGUCCAUGUCUGGCGCUGGGCCUUCAAGCCCUUCUGGGGUGGUGCGAAACAGCGCGCUAGCCUUCGUAGACGCCCAACAACCGCAGGCUGCGCACACGCAGGACGAAUGUAUGCAGGACACGUCUAGGGACCAAAUGGGGCAGACUGACAGAAUGCCAAUGCCUGCUGGAUUGAAAGCCUUAUGUGAGGUGUACUCCAGACUGUAUCCUGAUCAGCCAAACCCCUUGCAAGUUACGACUAGGCUGAAAUACUGGUUAGGUGGCCAUGAUCCUUUGGACUAUAUCAGUAUGUACUGGAACCCCGGCAAACCGGAAGAGAACAUACCUCCACACUGGCAUUACGUCAGUUUCGGCAUAUCCGACCUCCACGGAGACGGACGGGUCCAUCCGCCGUCACGCGAUGGGUCAUCAGGCCUCGGUCUAGAACUGACGUUUCGGUUGCACGCCGAUGGACAUUCAUCGCCUCCGCUAUGGCCCGCUGCGUUGCUGCAGGCGACUGCUAGAUACAUGUUUACUUAUAACAACAAAUUCUGCGCCGGCGACCACAUAUCCUGGCACGCGCCGCUUGACCCGCGCGCGGCGUCACGCGUGCGACACUUGCUCGUCAGCAGCGACCCGCAGCUGGCGCCCGCGCGCACGCCGCAUGGCGCCGUCCAGUUCCUACAGUCCCGCGUGCGACACUUGCUGGUCAGUAGCGACCCACAGCUGGCGCCCGCGCGCACGCCGCAUGGCGCCGUCCAGUUCCUGCAGUCCCGCGUGCGACACUUACUCGUCAGCAGCGAGCCGCAGCUGGCGCCCGCGCGCACGCCGCAUGGCGCCGUCCAGUUCCUGCAGUCACGCGUGCGACACUUGCUCGUCAGCAGCGACCCGCAGCUGGCGCCCGCGCGCACGCCGCAUGGAGCCGUCCAGUUCCUGCAGUUAGUGGGUUGCACUGGCAGGGAGCUGAGGGCAGCGCAAAGAGGAUCUGGUUUCGACGUUUUAAAACUCAUUAGUGAAGACCCGAGAUGUGACGCAGGCUCAUGGUUAGUGACUCGAGUAAAUCGCCGAGUUUCUGCGCGCGGCGUGCGGCUCGCACCGGGCGCGCCUGCUCAGCUGGCUGGAGUUUCGGCGAGGCUGCAAUGGGCCGCCGUCGCAGGGGCCCCCACAGAAGCAGAACCCAGCCCUCCCGAGCUGCCGGCGUGUGUCGAACAACAGAUUAAAGACACGCUGCAGCGAGGACUUAGCAGCAUGAGUUCAGAACGGACUGGACCUGAAGGUCACAUGUCGACAGAUAGCUUCGAAAUGUCAAGCAUUGAGAGAGCACUGCCGCAUGUGCCAGAAUUAAUGCAGGACUCCCGCAGUGAAGGGCUCGUGGAAUACUUCGACGAGGUCCACAUAGUCAUGAACGCAGAAGGCGCUAGCUUGCUACCACUGGCUAUAGAUGGUCGCGUGUCCCACGGCCGCCAUUUCACGUGGCGGGAAGGCGAGCGGGCAGUGACGCUGGUGCCGCCCUCUGUGGCCGGCGCUAUAGCCACGCCCGCGCGUCCGUUAGCCGCUAGCGGGGCUUGGCUACAGGUGCUAAUACCAAAGGAGCUAGCCGAAGACAUGUCCAAAAAGGUCUCCCAUCUUUCCCAACUGGCCGAAACCGACUCAGAAUCGGACUCCGAUGAGGAAGCGAGCAAGCAAUCUCCAGAACCUAUAAUGCUGCCUCUCACUCUAUCCUGGCCUAAAUACAGGAUCAAAAUCACGGUCGUGAAAAACCAUGAGCUGUUAUAAAUUAUGUAGUUAACGUUUUUCAAGGCAAAAGUGAAUAGGUUUUUUUAUCCACAAUGAGGAAGCUCUUGGCCUGUAUUUCACCUGAUGGUAAGUGAUGAUCAGGCCGAAGGUGGAAGCGAGCUUCACCCGGAAUCCUCAACCACGGAGGAACUGGCUAUCUUACCUCUAACUGUCAGAACACAACAAUGCUGUUAACAUUGUUGUUAUGGCGACAGACUUACGUAAGGUGGUGGUAUAUAUGGUUGAAUAGAGCUCUGUGAUUGGUUCGUGUGUCACCCUGUGCGUCCACGCGCACUGUGAGACCUCGUAAUGUUUGUGUAUACAGGCCAGGGCAGAUAUAUACCGUACUAGACUGCAUCUCACUUAACAUCAGGUGCGAUUGCGGUCAAAUACCUGCUUUGUUCUGUAUAAAAAAACUUGUAGGUAAAUAAAGGACUAGUACAGUUUUUGUUAUAUAAGUAGGUAUUUUGAUGUCAAAUAUCAAUGGACGUAACUUUAUUAGCAUCGUUUAAAAUCUUGUGCAUAAAAAAAACCUAUAAUCGAUAAAGGUAUACCUCCAUACCAUAAUCAAGGUAGGUAUGGACAUAUAUUUUCUUGUACAGCUUAUAUUAUAAUUAUUAUUGUACAUGUAUAUUAAAAGUUGUUAAACAUAGUGUAAUAGAAUCUCAGGGGGUAGGAAAAAUCAUAAAAAUGCUUUAACCAACUGCUUUUAAACCAAUAAAUGUAAAUUUUGUAUUAAA
This is a messenger RNA of Ostrinia nubilalis (European corn borer), 2585 nucleotides long. RefSeq names its product suppressor of fused homolog (gene Su(fu)). Gene Ontology annotation, molecular function: transcription factor binding. The transcript is spliced from 15 exons. Gene Ontology annotation, cellular component: cytoplasm; nucleus. The record is from RefSeq and is a predicted model, not a curated record. Bases 91 to 1845 code for a protein of 584 amino acids. NCBI's taxonomy places the organism in Eukaryota, Metazoa, Arthropoda, Insecta, Lepidoptera, Crambidae.